Molecule: messenger RNA, 3912 nt
Organism: Eimeria necatrix
Lineage: Eukaryota; Apicomplexa; Conoidasida; Eucoccidiorida; Eimeriidae
Exons: 7
Biological process (GO): regulation of DNA-templated transcription; DNA repair
Cellular component (GO): nucleus; NuA4 histone acetyltransferase complex; SAGA complex
Molecular function (GO): transcription coregulator activity
Source: RefSeq, a predicted model, not a curated record
GUUGAGAAGGCAAAGCUCUGCCUCGAUGAUCCUUCUCACUGGGUCUCAGGGGUGCAGCUUUUGAACUCGCUAGACAUGGAGGCGCUUUGUGAGGGCCCCCCUUGGCAGCAGCCGCAGCUGCAGCAGCAAAGCCUGCAGCUGCUGCUGCUGAAGGCCAAGCUGCUGCACCGCUUGCAUGCAGCCAAUGAGCCGCAGCAGCACCCAGGGCUAACUAGAGAAGAGCUCGCCACAGAAGCAGAGUCUGUCCUAAGGACAGUUUUGCUGCUGCAGCCGCUUUAUGCGCCUGCGUGGCUGUGCUGGGGAAAGCUGCAUGACACAUUAUUUUUGUCAGCUUUGAAGCAGCGCCACCAGCAGCAGCAGCAGCAGCAGCUGCUGCUGCAGCAGCAGCAGAAAAUGCACAAGCAGCAGGUCCUGCAGCAGCAACAAAUGCACCAAGACGUGCCCCCCAAUGCCGACGGAAGCGUAAACCCCCCACACGCCAGCAGCAGCAGCAGCAGCAGCAGCGACAGCGCUGCAGCAGAAACCUCUGUAGCAGACUGGGCAGCGCUGCAGCUGCACCUUGCAGCAGCGGUGACCGGCUACGUCAUGGAUAUACAACUCAGGCCAGUGAAGAGCUCACUGUAUAUGUCGCGUGUCUUGUGGCUGCUUUCUUACGACGGCGACACGCGGCCGCCGACACAAACAGCAGCAGCAGCAGCAGCAACAGCAGCAGCAGCAGCAGCAGCAGCAGGAGCUCCGCUAGACCCGGCAGCAGCAGUUGCAGCAGCUGCCGCUGGCGCCCCCGUCGAUGGCACAGCAGACCCAUCAGCAGCAGCAGCAGCCGCUGCUGCUGCUGCUGCUAGAAUGGUGCCGCCUGGGGCCCCAGGCGACAGCACGCACUCCCCUGAAGCAGCAGGUUCUGCUGCGGCUCCUGCAGCAGGGUCUCCAGCAGCAGCAGCAACUGCAGCAAGAGAGUCCUCACUGUGCUUCAGAGUUUUUAGACAACUUAUGGGGAAAUGCGCGCAGCCGCAGCUGCUGCUGCCGUGGCUGCCGCAGAUCUUGACUGGGCUAGACCGACCUGAAGCAGCAGAGCUGGAGCGGCUGCUGUACGCGCUGCUGCUGCAGGCGCCGCAGCAGCUUUACUUUGAUAUCCGCACGGCUUACUUAGAGAAGCGGGAGCAGUUUGCGCAGCAGCAGCUGCUGCAGACACUUAAGCCCCAGCAGCAGCAGCAGCAGCAGCAGCAGCAAUCCCUCACGCUCCUCUCAUGGCUAAUGACGGUUUUCCGCGCGUCCUUUACCCCCCAGUGCAUUGCACUGGAUCACCUCGCAGAGGAGUUGGUUGCGCAUGCGAAGCCGUCGACAGUGGACGAAAUAAUCUGCGCUGUACGUACACUGCUGCAGCAGUGCUUGGAAGUGCCACAAGGCAGCAAUUUGCUGCCAGCAGUAGCAGCACAGUUCUUGAGAGUUAACAUUGUGUCUCGUUUCAAGAAUAGGUACGGGACGGACUCUCCAGCUGCUGCUGGCAGCAGCAGCAGCAGCAAGGCCCGCCAGAGCAGCAGCAGCAGCAGCAGCAGCGGGAGGAGCGGGUGCUGCUGCGGGGGCGCGGCGGCGGAGUCGACGCGGCGAACCAUGCGGAGCCUGUGGCCGCUGUUCAAGCAGGACUUUGAGUUUGCUGCUGCUGCGGACACAAGCAGCAGCAGCAGCAGCAGCAGCAGCAGCAGCAGCAGCAGCGGGGUGAGCCUGUGCGAGGUGAUUGCGAAGCUGAAGAGGUGGAAAGACCUGCUCAGCAGCAAAACGCAAUGCGGGGAGCAGCAGCAACCUCCCUUCGAAGAUGUUGGAGCUUCUCUUUGUGAUGUGUUUACGCGCGUGAGUGUGGAAAUAGAAGUGCCGGGGCUGCGUUUGCUGCAGCUGGGGGACGGGUUUCUGCAGCUGCAGCAGCAGCAGCAGCAGCAGCAGCAGCAGCGCGGCGCGGUGUACAUACAGCAGUUCGGCUCCGCGUACACCACCGUCACCCGCUCCCACUACACUCUCAAGAGGAUUCAAAUCGUCGGCAGCAACGGCAGCAGUUAUUACUUUUUGGUGCAGCCUUACAGCACAGCUCACCAGCGCACGGAGCAGCGGCUGCUGUGUCUGCUGCUGCAGCUCAACUUGCUGCUGCAGCGCCACAACCCCUCGCGCCGCCGCGGGCUGGCCUUCCCCCUUGCUGCUCAGGUGUCUAUACACCCCAGGUGCCGCCUCCUCGAGGACGCCCCCUCUUACGUCUCGCUGCAGCAGAUCAUCAACGAGCGAUCCCGCGCCGAUCCCGAUCCCAGCAAGUCCGAUCCCGACAUUCCCGUGCUGCUGCACCGCUCCCUCAUCCUGCAGCAGCUCAGCAGCACCAUGCUGCAGCAGGCCCUCGCGCUGCUGCAGCAGCACAGAAACACGCCCCACCAAACGCCCCCGCACGCCCACGCAGACGGCCCCCAGCAGCAGCAGCAGCAGCAGCAGCAGCAGCAGCAGCAGCAGCAGCAAGGCGCGCCCCCCGGAACGAACCCCAGCGGCAGCAGCAGCAGCGCCGGACUCCGCCAGCUGCCGCAGCAGCUGCUGCAGCUGCUCUGCUCUCCCGGAUUCUGCAAAGACGAAGCGCAGCAGCAAAUGCUUAACCGCAUUCUCGAGCUGCAGCCUCUCGAGCCUCCUGCUGCUCCUGCUGCUGCUGCUGCGGACAGUUCCGCUGCUGCUGAUCCUGCGGCGUCUGCCGCCCGAGCAGACCCCUCUGCUGCCGGUGCAGCAAACAGUGCAGCAGCAGCAGCAGCAGCAGCAGCGGGUCAGAUCCCCGGAGCAGCAGCACCUGCGGGAGCAGUUCCCAGCAGCCCGUCUGAGCCCCUCCCCAGCAGCAGCAGCAGCAGCAGCAGCAGCGACGCAGUGGCGGGUUCCUCAGCAGCAGCGGCGGCGCCCCUCCUGCCCACGGCUGCCCGCCCGCCCGCGCAGCCGCAGCAGCAGCAGCAGCAGCAGCAGCAGCAGGAGGCGGAGCAGCGGUGGCUGCUGGAGUUUCAGCGGAGCUGCCAGCUGCAGGCGGCGCAGGAGGUGUACGGACAGCUGUGUGGGGUGGUGCCGGAGAGCGUGCUUCGGGUGUACGUACACCGGAGCGUGUGGGGCGCGGAAGAACUGUUUGUUUUCAAAAGACAAUUCACGCAAAGCCACGCAGUUUAUUGCAUUUUGAAUUAUUUGUUUUGCAUGUCAGACAUAAGUCCAAACAAAGUGCUGCUGGACUUGCAAACUGGCCAGGCGCUGCAGGCCGAACUCAAGGCCUGCUACUGUGCUGCUUCCUUGCUGCUGGCUUUCGGGGAUCGGAUCCCAUUUCGACUGACACGAAACAUCGAGUUAUUAAUUGACGUUUUCGGGAGGUCGGGGCUGCUCCCCGGGUGUAUGUACACCCUGGUUUGCUGCCUCCAGAGCUACAGCAGCCACUUCUCCAACGCUGCUGCGCUGCUCAUCCGCGACGACGUCGCCUUCUUCUACAGGCAGAAGCAGCAGCAGCAGCAGCAGCUGCUCCUCCAGCAGCAGCAGCAGCAGCAGCAGCAGCAGCAGCAGCAGCAGCAGCAGGGGCAGGGGCAAGGGCACCACGAGGGCGCGCAGCAGCCGCAGCCGCCCGCCGCAGGCUUCCAGUCCGCCAGCGCCGCCGCUGCUGCUGCUGCUGGAGCCAGCAGCAGCAGCAGCAGCAGCAGCAGCAGCAGCAGCAACGCGGAGGAAACCGCCACAGUGCGCCGUGUUGUCGAUAUCAACAUCAGCCGCAUCUCAGAGGCCCUCAAGAGGCUUCAGGGGACUCCUAAACCCCCCGCUGAACCAAAGGCGGACCAACUCCCCAUAGACUCCCAAGUCACAAUGCUGCUCCGCAUCGCCACCCGCAAGGACUUCCUCGCCACUGCCAAACCCACCUGGCAAGCCUGGUACUGA